This is a messenger RNA of Kogia breviceps (pygmy sperm whale), 4410 nucleotides long. It is a transcript of the gene GRIN2A, whose product is annotated as glutamate ionotropic receptor NMDA type subunit 2A. Lineage: Eukaryota; Metazoa; Chordata; Mammalia; Artiodactyla; Physeteridae. The record is from RefSeq and is a predicted model, not a curated record. Gene Ontology annotation, cellular component: NMDA selective glutamate receptor complex; plasma membrane. Gene Ontology annotation, molecular function: NMDA glutamate receptor activity. Gene Ontology annotation, biological process: excitatory postsynaptic potential; monoatomic ion transport; long-term synaptic potentiation.
CUGUAAGUGGCGACUAUGGGCAGACUGGGUUAUUGGACCCUGCUGGUGCUGCCGGCCCUUCUGGUCUGGCGCGGUCCGGCGCAGGGCGCGGCGGCGGAGAAGGGUCCCCCGGCGCUGAACAUCGCAGUGCUGCUGGGUCACAGCCACGACGUGACGGAGCGUGAACUGCGAAACCUCUGGGGCCCCGAGCAGGCAGAGGGGCUGCCCCUGGACCUGAACGUGGUAGCACUGCUGAUGAACCGCACGGACCCGAAGAGCCUCAUCACACACGUGUGUGACCUCAUGUCAGGGGCGCGCAUCCACGGCCUGGUGUUUGGGGAUGAUACCGACCAGGAGGCCGUGGCCCAGAUGCUGGAUUUUAUCUCCUCACAGACUUUCAUCCCCAUCCUGGGCAUCCACGGAGGUGCAUCUAUGAUCAUGGCUGACAAGGAUCCAACGUCUACCUUCUUCCAGUUUGGAGCGUCCAUCCAGCAGCAAGCCACUGUCAUGCUGAAGAUCAUGCAGGAUUACGACUGGCAUGUUUUCUCCCUGGUGACCACCAUCUUCCCUGGCUACAGGGACUUCAUCAGCUUCAUCAAGACCACAGUGGACAACAGCUUUGUGGGCUGGGACAUGCAGAACGUGAUCACAUUGGACACGUCCUUCGAGGAUGCAAAGACACAAGUCCAGCUGAAGAAGAUCCACACCUCCGUCAUCUUGCUCUACUGUUCCAAAGACGAGGCCGUCCUCAUCCUGAGUGAGGCCCGCUCCCUCGGCCUCACUGGGUACGAUUUCUUCUGGAUCGUCCCCAGCUUGGUCUCGGGGAAUACGGAGCUCAUCCCCAAAGAGUUUCCAUCGGGACUCAUUUCUGUCUCCUACGAUGACUGGGACUACAGCCUGGAGGCCAGGGUGAGGGAUGGCCUGGGCAUCCUGACCACUGCCGCGUCUUCCAUGUUGGAGAAGUUCUCCUACAUCCCCGAGGCCAAGACCAGCUGCUACGGGCAGAUGGAGAAGCCGGAGGCCCCGCUGCACACGCUGCACCAGUUUAUGGUCAAUGUGACAUGGGAUGGCAAAGACUUGUCCUUCACUGAGGAAGGCUAUCAGGUGCACCCUAGGCUGGUGGUCAUUGUGCUGAACAAGGACCGCGAAUGGGAAAAGGUGGGCAAGUGGGAGAACCAGACCCUGAGCCUGAGGCACGCCGUGUGGCCCAGGUACAAGUCGUUUUCGGACUGUGAGCCAGACGACAACCAUCUGAGCAUCGUCACACUGGAGGAGGCCCCCUUCGUCAUCGUGGAAGACAUAGACCCGCUGACUGAGACGUGUGUGAGGAACACUGUGCCGUGUCGGAAGUUCAUCAAAACCAACAAUUCAACCAAUGAGGGCAUGAAUGUUAAAAAAUGCUGCAAGGGGUUCUGCAUCGAUAUCCUAAAGAAGCUUUCGAGAACAGUGAAGUUUACCUAUGACCUUUACCUGGUAACUAACGGGAAGCAUGGCAAGAAAGUUAACAAUGUGUGGAAUGGAAUGAUCGGUGAGGUGGUCUAUCAACGGGCAGUCAUGGCAGUUGGCUCACUCACCAUCAACGAGGAACGUUCUGAAGUGGUGGACUUCUCUGUUCCCUUUGUGGAGACAGGAAUCAGUGUCAUGGUUUCCAGAAGCAAUGGCACUGUAUCACCUUCUGCUUUUCUAGAACCAUUCAGCGCCUCCGUCUGGGUGAUGAUGUUUGUGAUGCUGCUCAUUGUAUCCGCCAUAGCUGUUUUCGUAUUUGAAUACUUCAGUCCUGUUGGAUACAACAGAAACUUAGCCAAAGGGAAAGCACCCCAUGGGCCUUCUUUUACGAUUGGAAAAGCUAUAUGGCUCCUUUGGGGCCUGGUGUUUAACAACUCCGUGCCUGUCCAGAAUCCUAAAGGGACCACCAGCAAGAUCAUGGUGUCCGUGUGGGCCUUCUUUGCCGUCAUAUUCCUGGCCAGCUACACGGCCAAUCUGGCUGCUUUCAUGAUCCAGGAGGAGUUUGUGGACCAAGUAACUGGCCUCAGUGACAAAAAGUUUCAGAGACCUCACGACUAUUCCCCUUCCUUUCGAUUUGGCACGGUGCCCAACGGCAGUACGGAGAGAAACAUUCGGAACAACUACCCCUACAUGCAUCAGUACAUGACCAAAUUUAAUCAGAAGGGAGUAGAGGAUGCCUUGGUCAGCUUGAAAACAGGGAAACUGGACGCUUUCAUCUAUGAUGCUGCGGUCUUGAAUUACAAGGCUGGGAGGGAUGAAGGCUGCAAGCUGGUGACCAUCGGGAGUGGGUACAUCUUUGCCACCACUGGUUAUGGAAUUGCCCUCCAGAAAGGCUCCCCUUGGAAGAGGCAGAUUGAUCUGGCCCUGCUCCAGUUUGUGGGUGAUGGGGAGAUGGAAGAGCUGGAGACCCUGUGGCUCACGGGGAUCUGCCACAACGAGAAGAACGAGGUGAUGAGCAGCCAGCUGGACGUCGACAACAUGGCGGGUGUGUUCUACAUGCUGGCGGCCGCCAUGGCCCUCAGCCUCAUCACCUUCAUCUGGGAACACCUCUUCUACUGGAAGCUGCGCUUCUGCUUCACGGGCAUGUGCUCCGACCGGCCGGGCCUGCUCUUCUCCAUCAGCAGGGGCAUUUACAGCUGCAUUCACGGGGUGCACAUUGAAGAAAAGAAGAAGUCUCCAGACUUCAAUCUGACCGGAUCCCAGAGCAACAUGUUAAAACUCCUUCGGUCAGCCAAAAACAUUUCCAACUUGUCCAACAUGAACUCCUCAAGAAUGGAUUCCCCCAAAAGAGCUGCUGACUUCAUUCAAAGAGGAUCCCUCAUCAUGGACAUGGUUUCAGAUAAGGGAAACUUGAUAUAUUCAGACAACAGGUCCUUUCAGGGGAAAGACAGCAUUUUGGGGGACAACGUGAAUGAACUGCAAACGUUCGUGGCCAACAGGCACAAGGAUAGCCUCAGCAACUACGUGUUCCAGGGCCAGCACCCUCUGACUCUCAACGAGUCUAACCCUAACACGGUGGAGGUGGCCGUGAGCACAGAACCCAAAGGGAACUCCAGGCCCCGGCAGCUUUGGAAGAAAUCCAUGGAGUCUCUACGCCAAGAUUCGCUGACCCAGAACCCAGUCUCCCAGAGGGAUGAGGGAACCGUGGAGAACAGGAGCUACUCCCUAAAGAGUCCUAGGUACCUUCCAGAAGAGGUGGCCCACUCGGACAUCUCAGAAACCUCGAGCCGGGCCACGUGCCACCGGGAGCCUGACAACAGUAAGAACCACAAGGCCAAGGACAACUUCAGAAGGUCAGUGGCCUCCAAAUACCCCAAGGACUGCAGCGAGGUCGAGCGCUCCUACCUGAAAACCAAAGCGAGCUCCCCCAGGGACAAGAUCUACACCAUCGAUGGGGAGAAGGAACCCACUUUCCACCUCGAUCCUCCCCCAUUUGUCGAAAACAUGGCCCUUCCCGAGAACGUGGACUUCUCCAGUGUCUACCAGGACCAUGGUGACAGUUUCCGCAAGGGGAACUCCACACUGCCCAUGAACAGGAGCCCCCUGCACAAUGAAGAUGGGCUCCCCAACAAUGACCAGUAUAAACUCUACUCCAAGCACUUCACCUUGAAAGACAAGAGCUCCCCUCACAGCGAGGGCAGCGACCGGUACCGGCAGAACUCCACGCACUGCAGGAGCUGCCUGUCCAACCUGCCUACCUAUUCAGGCCACUUCACCAUGAGGUCCCCCUUCAAAUGUGACUCCUGCCUGCGGAUGGGGAACCUCUAUGACAUUGACGAAGACCAGAUGCUUCAGGAGACAGGUAACCCAGCUACCCAGGAGGAGGUCUACCAGCAGGACUGGGCACAGAACAGCACCCUCCAGUUCCAAAAGAACAAGCUGAGGAUUAGCCGGCAGCAUUCCUACGAUAACAUCCUCGACAAACCCAGGGAGGUGGACCUUAGCAGGCCCUCCCGGAGCAUAAGCCUCAAGGACAGGGAGCGGCUUCUGGAGGGAAACUUGUACGGGAGUCUCUUUAGUGUCCCCUCAAGCAAACUCUCGGGGAACAAAGGCUCCCUUUUCCCCCAGGGUCUGGAGGUCAGCAAACGGAGCAAGUCUCUCUUGCCAGACCACACCUCCGAUAACCCUUUCCUCCACUCCUACGGGGAUGACCAACGCUUAGUUAUUGGGAGGUGCCCCUCGGACCCUUAUAAACACUCGCUGCCCUCCCAGGCAGUGACUGACAGCUAUCUCCAAUCGUCCUUGAGGUCGACGGCAUCAUACUGUUCCAGGGACAGUAGAGGCCACAGCGAUGUGUAUAUUUCGGAGCAUGUUAUGCCUUAUGCUGCAAAUAAGAAUAAAAUGUACUCUGCCCCCAGGGUUUUAAAUUCCUGCAGCAAUAGACGCGUGUACAAGAAAAUGCCUAGUAUUGAAUCCGAUGUUUAA